Periconia digitata is the source of this 4386-nucleotide messenger RNA. The record is from the annotation of a GenBank genome assembly. NCBI's taxonomy places the organism in Eukaryota, Fungi, Ascomycota, Dothideomycetes, Pleosporales, Periconiaceae.
CCGCUUGUCCCACCAUCAAAAUCCCCAGCCGCUGUCUGCCUCAGUUGGUGCGAACGCAUUGACAGUCAGCCAGCCCGUCUUGACCUCGUACGCUGUGAGAGAAUCACCUUUUAUGUGCACUUGCACACUACAUCGGCAGCUAUGAGCGUCGCAAACGUCGAACAACCCCAUUCACUUCACUUCCAGCAACCGCCCUCCUCGCCGCCCUUCUCUGCUCCCCAGUCUCCGCAUGACCCUCCGCUCUCUCACCCAUCUUUUUCUUCGCCGCCCCCUCCAUCCGCCGCACAGGACAUCGACAUGUCUAGUACUAUACUACCACCUGCUGGUCAACCCCACGAUCGAGACGAUGCCGUCAUGGCCGACGGUCUGACGGAUGGCCUCCCACCACCUACCAAUAUCACUCCUCCAAACAAUGUCGCUGUGGAGAUUGCUUCUGUGCCUGCAGAGGAAGAUGCAAUGGACACUGCAGCGGACGAGCAGGCAAAUAUCCCUCCGAACAUCUCCGACGGUGUCCAGGGCACAGAUGGCAGUGCACAGAGCGAGGAGGCUCCAAAUGGCGUGACCCAAACAGAUUCAGGCAACAGUGGUGUGCCCCAGCCGCCUCCGCCUACAAAUAACGAGCCUUCCCCGGAGGGUGAUCCUCUGGUACAACCUCCUCCUCCAAUGGAUCCCUCGUUGGAGCCGCCACCACCACCGCCUCCGAUGGAGCCCGUUCGAUCAGAUUCGGAGUCUUCAGACGAUGACGAUGACGAUGGCCAUCCCUGGCAACCUAUCCACGAGGAUACCUCGUCGCCUGAUGAGAACGAGCUUAAGGAGAUCGAAUCGACUACAGAAUACAGCGCCCUUGACCAUGAGCAUUGGGAAAAGAAGGCGUUUGUGCCUCUGGAAGAACCAGAAUAUACUGUAGAAACAAGUGGACGCAUUGAGUGGAACGUUGAAGCCUACAACGGGACUCGCGAGAACCCCAACCGUGACUUAGUCAUGAAGUCAAAACCUGUUAAAAUCGGUGGUUAUGACUGGCAGAUCAAGUUCUACCCCAAAGGAAACGAUACAGACUAUCUGAGUGUCUACGUUGAAUGUCUCGGUCUUGAGGAGGAGGUUGGUUCGCAGGAGAGUGGGGAACAGGAGAACGAUAAAAGCGCCCCUGAAGAUGCAAUGGUGACGGGCGACGGGCCUGCAUUGGGCGAUGAAGUCCCGUCUACACCUUCAGCGGCUGAGCCUCGUGAGCUGCAACACACUCCAAUCCCACUCUUGGGAGCAGAGAAGAUCAUGAAACGGAAGAGCGUAGCUGCCCAGGUCUCCGUUGUUCUGUACAAUCCUGGUGAGCCUCGAGUCAAUGUAGCGCGCACCUGUCUCCACCGGUUUUGCUCAGCAUCCCCGGAUUGGGGGUGGACGAGGUUUCAUGGGCCUUGCUACGAGAUUCCCGUCCGCGCGCCAGGUCAACGACAAGCUUUGCUCCGCAAUGAUAAGCUUGCAUUCACGGGCUACAUUCGUAUCGUCAAUGAUGAGACCAAUUGUCUCUGGGAGCAUCCUAGCGCGGACAACCCUUGGAACAGCUUAGCUAUGACCGGUCUGCACGGUUUGACAUUCAGAACCUCGAGCUUCAGUUCCACUUCUCUUUCUGGGGGCAACAUCAUUUCUGCGAUUGCUCCUUGGAUGCUAUUGAAACCUAUACGGCAGCUCCUGUACAAGUUCAAGCCUGACACUGAAGAUCCCUCUGUGCGGCCUAGACCAUUGAUCGCUGCACUCCAGAAGGUAUUGUACAUGCUUCGGACACAAGUGCGACCUAGCUCAGAUUCGGUAUCUCUAGACCCAAUCAUAGAUGCUCUUGGGUGGUAUGGCAUUCACACCGAUCUGGCCAAACUCGAUGUCAUUGCCGUGUGGGAGCACCUGCGCGGCAAAUUGGAAGAUGAAAUGUGCGAUACCACAUUCUCAAAUGCCUUUCAAGAUCUAUAUGGUCCGAGGAAAGACUACAAAACGGGUACUCCGAAUCACCGCGUGAGCGUGUUGGGUGUCGAGAGUAUGCAACAAGCUGUCAACCAAAACCCAGAGCUAACCGCUACCACCUUUCCUCCACCAAAGCUACUGACAAUCGAGUUGGAUCGCCAAUACUUUGAUGCUGGAUCGCGCUCUUAUGUGAAGCUGUUGAACAAGGUCUCCUUGGAUGACCACAUCGAAGUGAGGAGCACUGGUUACACACUAUUUGGCUUCAUUACGCAUAAACAGACAUUGCAAUCGUAUCUAUAUCAGCCAAUCCUACGACCUGAAGGGCCUGGCUCUAAAUGGUACAGUUACUCGGAUAGCCGCGAUGACAACAUGGUCAAGUGCCUGACCCAGCGCCAAGCUGUCACAAUGCACGAAGGUAAAGAAGGCUCAGGACGCGUUACUGGCAGUGACUCCAUUGCAUAUAUUGCAAUGUAUAUCCGAGACGACAUAUCGGCAUCUGCAUUCCCCCCAGAGCCAGAGGGCUGGGACCUGCCUAACCACAUAGUUAGAGAGUUUGGCCAACGAUCCGCUGCAGAGGAAUCAAAGGAAACAUCGGGAGAGGACCAAGAGUCCUCGGAACAAUCUGAAAAGAUCGGUAAUGGGCCUAAAGAUUCUCCGCCUCCAGAAGAGCGUCAAUUCCAAGUGAUCAAUUCGAAAGCUUUUCUGAAUCACGAAGGUCCUGGGACCGUCGAUGUACAUGGCUCAGAUUGGGCAUCAAAGCAAUCGGGUCUUGUGCAUUAUGUACAAAUAAGAGCUACUGAUGGAUACAAGGACAUUCGAGACAAGAUUGCUGCAAUUUUGAGCGAUGUGCAGGACCCACGCCAAGUCAAAUUUUGGUUUCUUGAUACGAGCAGCGGCUCAUACGGGCAACCACAACUGCUCAGCACUGGGAAGAUCGAAUUUUCUAGCGGAUUAUAUGACCGAGAUGUUGAGCAGAUUCAAGACGAAAAGCUUGAGGAGCAUUCUCCAUAUUGGAAUUCUCGUAGGAUAUGGUUCCACGUCGUAGACUUUGCGGACCUCCCUGAAUUACCUACGGAAUUACCUACGGAAUUACCUACGGAAUUACCUACGGAAUUACCUACGGAAUUACCUACGGAAUUACCUACGGAAUUACCUACGGAAGAGCCAAAUGUGGCACCUGAUCCUCCUGCCGCUCCUACGGCCACAGAAACUGCCGAUGUUGCGCCAGCUGUGCCCAACGAAAACCAGCCUGUUGCAGAGGCCCAGCAGUCGGAAGAUACUCCUAUGAGCGAGCCUGACGACUCGGAACCUCAGCACCCACAGCCCACCGCGUUGGAAAUUCCGCAACCCGUGCUUCCUAACGUUGGCGACACUGCUAUGGUCGAAGCCGAUGCGCCAGCCCCUCCUGAACCCCCUGUCAACGAAACCGUCCCUCCACCUGAAGGUGGCGCUGAUACAGAAAUGGGUGGUACCCAAGAGAAUGAUGCCCAACCGCCAAACCCGGUUGAUUCAUCCUCUGAACCAGCUCCAGUGCCUGUCGAAGAGCACCCACAGAGCCCGGAGCCUCCGAUCGAAAGGCCUCAGACACCUCCCCCACCCCCUGAUGAGCUAUACUUCUUUGUCAAGUUUUUCGAUGCGGAAAAGCAGAUCUUGGUACCGAAGGGUUCCUUCAUCGCCCAAAGGUCUGCAAGGCUAGAAGCGACCAUUGCGAAGUCAUUGGAUAUUCCGUCCGAUCAGAAAUUGGAACUAUAUGAAGAGAGCAAGUUGACACUCGCCAGCCCACUCAAGGGUCGCAAGACAUUCAGCUCAAAUGAUUUGCGGAGUGCUGCCAUCAUUGUGUAUACGUAUCCAUUGAGUACAGAACAGCGCGAGGCUCUUUCUGACCGCGCUGCCUUCGCCGAUCUGCAGUCAUACCUCGCCUUCCGCGCUCAAGCACGCAACUUCCCCACCACCCUCAAUGGGCACUUUACUCACAGCUACUUCUCCUCGCAAUAUUAUAAAGGCGAGUUUAAGAACGGGUAUCGGCACGGAAAGGGCCACCGCAUCUAUCAUAGCGGCGCGACCUACGAAGGAACAUUCCGGCUUUCCCAGCGUCACGGCGAUCAUGGUCGAUACACGUACCAAAAUGGAGAUAUUUACGACGGGCAGUGGGUCGCCAACCAACAACAUGGUACAGGUACCUUCACCGAAGCCGCAACGGGCAACACGUACAUGGGCGGUUGGAAAAACGAUAAAAAGUUCGGAGAGGGCGUCACGCACUGGAAGAAUGCGCAAGAGACGGAGCGACUAUGCAGGAUCUGCUGGGAGGAGAGCGCCGAUGCGGCGUUCUACGACUGCGGGCACGUGGUGGCUUGUCUACCUUGCGCGAGACAGGUGGAGAACUGCCCUGUUUGCAGGCGGAGGGUUCUGAGCGCCAUGAAACUCUAUUAUGUGGCGUAA